This is a messenger RNA of Paramuricea clavata, 630 nucleotides long. The record is from the annotation of a GenBank genome assembly. NCBI's taxonomy places the organism in Eukaryota, Metazoa, Cnidaria, Anthozoa, Malacalcyonacea, Plexauridae.
AUGCCCCUGAAUUACGCCGUCUCAAUUACUCCUCUACUGCAAAUGAUCAAUGUGGCCCACGAAGUAAGACACAUUGCCUUCGCAGACGAACUCAGUGGUGCUGGACGACUUGUUCAGCUGCGUUCGCGGUGGGAUAACAUCGUCUCUCACGGCCCUCUUCUGGGUUACUACCCGCGAGCAGACAAGUCCUGGCUGAUAGUCAAACCCGAUCUCCUUGUAGCAGCUGAAGAAAUUUUCGCUGGAGCAGAUGUGCGCAUAUCCACAGACGGCCACAAGUAUCUUGGUGGUUACUUCGGUUCUGAGCAAGGAAAGAAUGAGUACAUACGGUCCCUCCUCGAACGUUGGUCCAACCAACUCCGUGUACUGAGUGACAUGCGAAGUAUGAGCCUCAAGCAGCCUACACUGCCUUCUUGUCCGGAUUCCGUCACAGAUUUACCUACCAUAUCCGCACGAUUCCAGAUAUUCAACAUCAACUGCAGCAGAUUGACAACAUCAUCAACACUGAACUGCUUCCUGCAGUCACGGCCGGCCGAAAUCUUUCCUUGCAAGAUCGUAAGCUACUUGCGUUGCCAACACUUUUGGGAGUCUUGGCAUACCCAUUCUCUCGGAUAUGUGUGCCAUGGAGUUUGA